Molecule: messenger RNA, 3138 nt
Organism: Musa acuminata subsp. malaccensis (wild Malaysian banana)
Lineage: Eukaryota; Viridiplantae; Streptophyta; Magnoliopsida; Zingiberales; Musaceae
Source: RefSeq, a predicted model, not a curated record
CUCUUUUCCAGCGCUUUUACUUUCGUGCAUCCCUGUUCUAAAAAGCACGACCUUUCCACCACUUCUCUACGGUUUCCAACUGGUAGAAGGUCGUCUCUCCACCGCUCCCGAUGUGCUUCUCCACUUCGACCCUCGCGUAGGCCGGUGCGGAGAUCACCAAGCGAUCCCGGUCGCCGUUCCAGCCCUAAAGGUCCCAUGGGAGGAAUAUCACACAUAUUUGAUUAUAGCAAAGCUGGUAAAUCUCAGAAGUGGGCGCAUAAGAAGCAUGGUGAUGGUUUUGAAGCUCCUCGGAAUAGCUUGGAUGUAUCUAUUGACACUUCUAUAGGGUAUUACUAUGUCCCUGAAGACAAUCUGUUUCAGUAUUCUUUUCAGGUGAAACAUCCCUCCAAAAUGUAUUAUUCUCCCAAUGGAACCCCUAUGAAGAAGUUGAUCGAUGGAGAGAUUUCCAAACGAACAACUGAAAGUAAGGUUGCACCAAGUGUUGUUGCCCGUUUGAUGGGAAUGGACUCGAUGCCAUCAGAAGAAGGCAGGAAAAUUCAUGCUAAGGAACUCGAAGCAGAUAGAUUGAGAAAAGCUAUGGAAGUAAAUAAGAUCAUGGAGUGUAGUUUGGGUCUUGAAACUUCACGCAGCUCCACUUCCUCUAGACAAACGAAGCAAAACACACUUUUAAAUGGUAAUCAACGAGAUCCCAAAGCCGAGAAGACAAGAAAACCACGCAAACAUCCGCAAGAAGAGCUGCUGCAGAAGUUCAAGAAGGAAUUUGAGACAUGGCAAGCUUCAAAGUUACGGGAGCAUCCAGGGUCUCAGAAGAAUCACAUUCUUGGAGAUGUGAAGGAUCAUCAAAUCAUUGCACAAGAAAUUCUUAACAAAGAGAAAAUGGCAAAGUAUCUAGAUACCAAGAAAAUUUUGGCUGAAAAGAAGCCCACAGAAGCCAAAGAUGUUGUCUCAACAGCUAAGCAAAAUGUAGAUACACAACAAGGAUCCAGCCUGCAGGAUCAUGGACAUUUGAACAGACAGUGCCAAUUUAUCUCAAAGAACAACAUGGCUAUGAAACUUGGUACCAGGGCUAAUGAUUCUGAAUUCUUGACAGUUACUAGGACUGACAAGAAACAGGAGCGAUCUUGUUCACCGACACGGAUAGUGAUUCUGAAACCUAAUUUUGAUAGAAUUGAUGCCAAUGAAGAGUUAUUAGCUGCCUCAACCAAUAACUUUGGUAAGGAAUGUGCUAUGGAAGACUUUCUUGAAGAAGUGAAGGAAAGGCUCAAGAAUGAAAUCCAGGGGAAGAACAGAAGCAAUGCUAGAGGUAGAGGAACCGGCAUAGGGACUUCAUUUGGUGAAAGGACAAUUGAUCCAAAACAAAUUGCUCGUGACAUAGCAAAACACAUAAGAGAAAGUGUGACCAAGGACAUUGGAUCAACUCUCAUCCGAUCUGAGUCAACAAGAUCAAUUAGGAGUGACUUACAAGUCAACUCACCUGAUUCACCAGAGUUCAUUAGAAGAGACACAAGAAAGUAUGUAUCAGAGAAAUCAAAGAAUGUCCUGAAGAAUGAAAUAGUUCUGGGGAAGUCUCGAAGAAACCAUGAAUGUUCAGAUGCUUCCACCAUAAACAAAGAAAAGGCAAUGCCAAAAUUGAUGUCUGAUUUUGCAAAUAAAGGGAAAAACAUGAACCUCUGGAAAGACAAGAAAGCUGUGACUGAAUCAAUUCCAAGACAGAAAGAGAAAAUUGUGGCACCUGAUGCAGAGUCGGUAUCACAGUGGAACCUUGUCAGAUCAUUUUCUGCACCUGUGUCUGGAACAGCUUUUGGGAAGCUCCUCUUAGAGGACCAGCAUAUAACUGGAACUCAGAUCUGCAGGAAGCAGGAAGCAUCUCAACAUGGGUUCUCAGAAUUCGGAAAACAAAGAAAGGAUAGUUUUAGCUUGAAAGGAAGAGUUUCCAGUCUGAAACAUAACUUCAAUCUUAAGGGUAAGCUGUUUGGGAAAACAGCCCGGCUGAUUAAGGAACCAACUGCAAGUGGAUUCAAUUCAGCUAAGGAAAUACCAACUGCACCCUCUAUUAUCAUCAAUUCUGGCAUCACACAGGAGAACUCUACCGAGGUGCCACCAAGUCCUGCAUCGGUGUCGAGCAGUACUCCCGAUGAGUUUUGCAAGCAAGAUAACCCAAGUCCAAUAUCACCACUUGAGGUCAUGGACCAUCACACUUCACCUUGUGUCUCUGAAGUGCUAAGUUCCAAUGCUCCAGAACCACAUUUGUUAGAACAUGUCGAGGAUUUUGGAUCUGAAAUGGCAGUUGAAAACCAGCCUCACAAUCAAGAGACAACUGAGAAGGAAAGUGAGGAUGGAUCUGAAAUGGAAGUUGAAGAGCAGCCUCACAAGAAAGAGACAAUCGAGAAGGAAACUGGGGAUGCAGCUUAUUUACAAGAUAUCCUUGUGACUGCCGGAUUUUAUGAGGAUAGAUCCACUGAUCAAGCAACGAAGUUGGAUGCAUUGACACGGCCAAUCUCACUCCAGGUUUUUGAACAAGUAGAGGAAGCUUGCAGCAAAUACGGGAAGCUGGAAACCGAGUCUACUAUCAUCCAUAACGAUGACCCAGCUAUAGGACACAAAUUAUUGUUCGACUUGGUGAAUGAGGCUUUGCAAAGUGUCUUGGGACCUAAAAUAAAUUGCUCCAUGUUCAAGAGAUGGAUUUUGGGUCCAGCUGCAUCAUCAUCACAAGGAAGAAGCUUGUUGGAUGACUUGUGGAAUCAGAUUCAGUCAUACUUGAACUCCCCUAUGGACGAGUCUGACACUCUAAAUAUCAUGGUGGUUCAGGAUCUGAAGAUGACAACUUGGCCAACCAUAUUGUACGAGGACAUUGAUGUUGUAGCAAGACAGAUUGAGAGGGUCGUUCUACACGAUAUAAUCUUCGAAAUUGCGCAUGAUAUGUGCCUUUGCAAGUAAUGUCAGUUUGCUUUUACCUAACUGACGCAUUAAGAUGUUUGGCCAAGAGGAAAGGCUCAAUAUAAAUGACAAGUAGUGUUGCCUCAGGGGUCAAAAUGUUGAUACCUUCAUGUAAAGUUAGAAUGGUUGAGGCUGAUCAAGAUGUUGAUAGCAAUAGUGUGUUACUGAAUAUGAGUUUAUUUGUUCUUUUCUUUUCCAACA